AUGGCAUCUUCAAUGGCACUAAGAAGGUUAGCCGCUGGCUCUACCUUCUCGAGGGCAGCCAGAUGCCAAGCCAGAACCUUCACUUCUACGCGCCCUGUUUCUCGGAUCAUCGCGAAUAACCCACUACGGGCCAAGGAAGCGCCGAUACAUGUUAGCAACAAAUACCCCGUUAUCGACCACGAAUACGAUGCCAUCGUCGUCGGUGCGGGCGGUUCCGGUUUACGGGCAGCCUUCGGUCUGGCGGAAGCUGGCUUCAACACGGCUUGUAUAUCGAAGCUCUUUCCUACGCGAAGUCAUACCGUCGCUGCACAGGGUGGUAUCAAUGCCGCCUUAGGAAACAUGCACGAGGAUGACUGGAGAUGGCACAUGUACGACACAGUAAAGGGUUCUGAUUGGCUUGGCGACCAAGAUGCUAUUCAUUACAUGACGAGAGAGGCACCCGCAUCCAUUAUCGAAUUGGAAAACUACGGUUGCCCGUUCUCGAGAACAGAAGAUGGAAAAAUCUACCAGCGUGCUUUCGGUGGUCAAUCGCAGAAGUUUGGCAAGGGUGGUCAGGCCUACCGUUGCUGCGCUGCUGCUGACCGAACGGGACACGCUCUCCUCCACACACUCUAUGGCCAAUCUCUACGACACAGCACUAACUACUUCAUUGAGUUCUUUGCUCUCGACCUGAUCAUGGAAGACGGAGAAUGCCGUGGUGUAUUGGCUUAUAACCAGGAGGAUGGUACCCUUCACAGAUUCCUUGCGCAGAACACUGUCCUAGCUACUGGUGGAUACGGACGAGCUUACUUUAGCUGCACAUCGGCACACACUUGUACUGGUGACGGUAUGGCUAUGGUUGCUCGCGCCGGUCUUCCCAACCAGGAUCUUGAAUUCGUUCAAUUCCACCCUACAGGUAUCUACGGAGCUGGUUGCUUGAUCACGGAAGGUUCCCGAGGUGAGGGUGGUUACCUCCUCAACUCUGAAGGUGAGCGAUUCAUGGAGCGAUACGCGCCUACCGCGAAGGAUUUGGCCAGUCGUGACGUCGUCUCGCGAUCCAUGACCUUGGAAAUUCGUGAGGGACGAGGUGUCGGUCCUGAGAAGGAUCACAUCUACCUUCAACUAAGCCACUUGCCUGCUGAGAUCCUUGCUGAGCGUCUACCUGGUAUCUCUGAGACCGCUGCCAUCUUUUCCGGUGUCGAUGUUCGCAAGCAGCCCAUCCCCGUCCUACCGACUGUUCACUACAACAUGGGUGGUAUCCCCACGAGAUACACUGGUGAGGUUCUCACUGUUGAUGACAAGGGUAACGACAAGGUUGUUCCUGGUCUGUUCGCUUGCGGUGAAGCCGCUUGUGUCUCCGUCCACGGUGCCAACCGACUUGGUGCCAACUCUCUGCUGGAUCUUGUAGUCUUUGGACGAGCCGUUUCUCACACCAUCCGAGAUAACUUCACCCCGGGUGCUAAGCCCAAGCCUAUUAGCGCUGAUGCUGGUGCCGAGUCAAUUGAGAUCCUCGACCAGGUCCGCAACUCCGAUGGCCCCAAGAGCACAGCCGAAAUCAGACUCGCCAUGCAAAAGGCCAUGCAGACAGAUGUGAGCGUCUUCCGUACACAGGAAAGCUUAGAUGAGGGUGUGAAGAAGGUAACCGAGAUCGACGGUACCUUCUCUCAAGUCGGAAUCAAGGAUCGCAGCAUGAUCUGGAACUCAGAUCUCGUCGAGACCCUCGAGUUAAGGAACCUUCUUACUUGCGCUACCCAAACGGCCACUGCCGCCGCUAACCGAAAGGAGUCCCGUGGCGCUCACGCCCGAGAAGACUACCCUGAACGAGACGACGAGAACUGGAUGAAGCACACGCUCACCUUCCAGAAGAAGCCCCACGGAAAGGUCGAUCUCGGAUACCGACGAGUCAUCGGCACAACGCUAGAUGAGAAUGAGUGCAAGGCCGUCCCGCCGUUCAAGCGUACUUACUAA
Messenger RNA from Daldinia childiae, 1947 nucleotides. RefSeq names its product putative succinate dehydrogenase [ubiquinone] flavoprotein subunit, mitochondrial. NCBI's taxonomy places the organism in Eukaryota, Fungi, Ascomycota, Sordariomycetes, Xylariales, Hypoxylaceae. The record is from RefSeq and is a predicted model, not a curated record. The transcript is spliced from 6 exons. Gene Ontology annotation, molecular function: flavin adenine dinucleotide binding; electron transfer activity; succinate dehydrogenase (quinone) activity. Gene Ontology annotation, biological process: mitochondrial electron transport, succinate to ubiquinone; tricarboxylic acid cycle. Bases 1 to 1947 code for a protein of 648 amino acids.